AUGCCGCGUGAGCUGAUCACUUUGCAAGCUGGCCAGUGUGGCAACCAAAUUGGAUCCCAAUUCUGGGAGCAUCUUUGUCGUGAGCAUGGAAUUGCGCAAGAUGGUACCCUAGAGGAUUUUGCGACAGAAGGACAAGGCGGCGAUAGGAAAGACGUGUUCUUCUAUCAAGCGGAUGAUGAGCACUAUAUUCCGCGUGCUAUUCUGGUGGAUUUAGAGCCAAGGGUAAUCAACAAUAUUAUGACAGGGCCCUACAAAAGCUUGUACAAUCCGGAAAACGUAUACAGAAACGAAUCGGGUGGGGGUGCUGGUAACAACUGGGCCCAGGGCUAUGCAGCCGGCGAGAAGGCAGCCGAUGAGCUGAUUGAGAUGGUGGAUCGUGAAGCUGAUGGAAGCGAGAGUCUAGAAGGUUUUUUUUUGCUGCAUUCGAUUGCAGGUGGUACGGGCUCUGGUCUUGGCUCCUUCCUGUUGGAACGGCUGAAUGAUGCUUUCCCGAAGAAGUUGAUUCAAACAUACAGCGUGUUUCCCAACUCAGAGGAGACAUCCGAUGUGGUGGUGCAGCCAUAUAAUUCCGUACUCACUCUUAAGCGUCUGGUGAGCAACGCGGAUAGUGUAGUGGUGCUGGACAAUGCAGCACUGAGCCGCAUUGCGAGUGACCGUUUACACCUUCAAAAUCCAAGUUAUAACCAGACGAAUCAGCUGGUGAGCACAGUGAUGGGUGCUUCUACGACGACGUUGCGGUAUCCCGGCUAUAUGAACAACGACUUGUGUGGUAUUCUUGCUUCUUUAAUCCCCUCGCCACGCGCACACUUUUUGAUGACGUCCUAUACGCCGUUUACAUCGGACAACGUAGAUCGUGGUAAGGCUACCAUGAAAACUACUGUUCUAGAUGUGAUGCGUCGAUUGUUGCAACCUAAGAACCGCAUGGUAAGCCUGACGGGGGCUAGCAAGACGAGCUGUUACAUGUCUGUGCUGAACAUUAUCCAAGGCGAGGUAGAUCCACGUGAUGUGCACAAGAGUUUGCUGCGUAUUCGCGAACGUCACUUAGCGAGUUUUGUGCCAUGGGGCCCUGCAAGUAUUCAAGUGGCGCUAUCGCGUCGCAGCCCGUACGUUGCAAGCUCGCACCGCGUGAGUGGCUUGAUGCUUGCCAACCAUACCGGUAUUGCGAGCAUGUUCAAGCGAACGGCCGAUCAGUAUGACCGUCUUCGGAAACGCAACGCCUUCUUGGAUAUGUACAAACGUGAAGCCAUGUUCUCUAGCGACCUCUCGGAAUUUGAUGAGGCUCGCGAAACUGUGGCAGAGCUAAUGGCCGAAUACCGAGCAGCAGAGAAAGAUGACUAUGUGCUAGGCUCGCUCGCAGCGUAG
Molecule: messenger RNA, 1362 nt
Organism: Malassezia pachydermatis
Lineage: Eukaryota; Fungi; Basidiomycota; Malasseziomycetes; Malasseziales; Malasseziaceae
Product: tubulin gamma chain
Exons: 4
Coding region: 1-1362 (453 amino acids)
Biological process (GO): mitotic cell cycle; mitotic spindle organization; cytoplasmic microtubule organization
Cellular component (GO): gamma-tubulin complex; nucleus; cytoplasm
Molecular function (GO): structural constituent of cytoskeleton; GTP binding
Source: RefSeq, a predicted model, not a curated record